Messenger RNA from Lingula anatina, 2738 nucleotides. RefSeq names its product peptide-N(4)-(N-acetyl-beta-glucosaminyl)asparagine amidase-like. The record is from RefSeq and is a predicted model, not a curated record. Gene Ontology annotation, molecular function: peptide-N4-(N-acetyl-beta-glucosaminyl)asparagine amidase activity. Lineage: Eukaryota; Metazoa; Brachiopoda; Lingulata; Lingulida; Lingulidae. Gene Ontology annotation, cellular component: nucleus; cytoplasm; cytosol. Gene Ontology annotation, biological process: glycoprotein catabolic process; protein deglycosylation.
CUUCCAAGAUGUCGAUUAGCCGGCGAAGGCUGUGUGUUGAAGAGCUAUUAAAUAAUCCUCCGAAUACCUUUUUAGAGGCGUCUGAAAUACUUCUUAAAUUUGCCAACAAUGUUCUGAAUGAUCCAGAAAACCCCAAAUAUCGCUCAAUUCGUGUCAGCAAUCCGAAAGUGGAGCAGAAGUUACUGUUGGUCAGCGGUGGGAUGGAGUGUCUGUUUGCAAUGGGAUUUCAGGAAGAUGGAGAAUACCUCCGCCUUCCACGGAAUGUCCUUCUUGAUGAAAUGCGGAGUGUAAGAGAUGAGCUUCAUGAGGUGAGACAACAGCAGGUUAAUCAGCAAGGAGCUGGUCAGCCUAAACCACAGCAGCCAACACCACAGACCACUCCACUUCAGACUCCUGCCUUUAAUGUAGCCCUAAUGGCCAAAGAAAUGACAUUCUACAGCAAGUUGAGGUCAAGCUUUGAUCAUGUCCUUGUAUAUGAAGACCCAGCCCUUCAAGCCAAAGCAAGAGACUGUAUGCCUUUACAGGAAAUGAGAGCCGAGGCUCAAAAGAAGUUUGAUGAACUCAGUGCCCACAGCAAAGCAAUGAAUAAACCUGUGGAAAUUGAUGUGAAUGACAUUCUGAUAUUAGAACUUGUAAACUGGUACAAAGAUUUUUUUAGCUGGGUCAAUGCACCAAAUUGCGAUAGUUGUGGGGGUGCAACCGAAAAUGCAGGGAUGGCGGAACCAACUGCAGAGGAUAGAAAAUGGGGAGCUGGAAGAGUGGAGAAUUACUGGUGUGGCAACUGUAGAAAGCAUGUACGUUUUCCGCGUUACAAUCAUCCUGGAAAACUGCUGGAGACCAGACGUGGCAGGUGUGGAGAAUAUGCCAAUUGUUUUACCCUCUGCUGCAGAGCUGUGGGGUAUGAGGCCAGGUAUGUUUUGGACUGGACAGAUCAUGUCUGGACAGAGGUUUACUCACGGUCUCAGAAGCGCUGGCUGCACUGUGACACGUGUGAGAAAGGCUGUGACAAGCCAUUGUUGUAUGAGGUUGGCUGGGGCAAGAAACUGACCUAUGUGAUAGCAUUCUCAAAGGAUGAUAUCCAGGAUGUGACAUGGAGGUACACCAGGAACUUUCAGGAGAUUCUCUCUCGGAGAAAUGAGUGCAGGGAAAACUGGCUAGUCAAUACCAUCUUAGCUAUGAGAAAAGAGAGGCAGAAGCACCUUCCACCUGCCAGAGCACAGGAGCUGGAACACAGAACCCUGGUUGAGCUGGUAGAAUUUAUGACGCCAAAGAAAGAAUUGAAAGAAGGGGAGGAUGUUGGAAGACAGUCAGGUUCUCUAGCAUGGAGAAUAGCAAGAGGUGAGGUAGGGGCACCACCAAAACUAAAGACCAACACACCUGUGAUAUUUAAGCUGACUGAUGUUGAAAAGGAGAAGAAACUGUUUCACCUAAAAUACUGCUGUGCGAGCGAUACAUAUAUCAGGGUGUCUAAUGACAGUGAAGAAGUAAAAGGUUGGCAAGCUGGUGUGUUUGAAGAGGACUCCGUCUUCAGGAAGGAGGAACAUGAUUGGAAGAUGGUGUACCUUGCCAGGCGUGAAGGUGCUGCUACAGCCUCUAUCACCUGGAAAGUGGACUGCACAGAUUCGGGUCUUUUAGUUGACACAGUUGAGGUUUUAGCAAGCAGCUGUGUGUAUGAAGAUGGCAAAAUUUCCUGGAGACUUUGUGGAGACAAUCAAAUAUGCAUGCCUAUAAAAGAGUCCAAGCGAACCCUGACAGAUGACCUAAAUGGCUGCAGGGAGCUAACUUUGACUGCAGAACUGAGCAAGGGACGAGGUGAUGUAGCAUGGCAGCACACACAGCUGUUCAGACAACAAAAAGAUGAAGUACACAACUUCCCAUUUGAAAUAGUUAUCAAGCUAAAGAAGAAAGACGGUUGAUAUGCUGGUUCAUAAUCAUCUUUUUUUAUAUGUAGAGACCUUGUAGGAUAUAUGUUGUGAGACUUUGUCUUCACCAUCUUACAUAUACUACUUCACCUAGUACUUGCAGCACUGCAGUUCUUUACUUUAAAUUCACUGGGAGGUUUUAUAUGAUAUUAGAAUAUACACCAUUUAGAGGCAACACGAUUGCAAUAUGUUCAAAACUUAUCACACAUUUUGUGAUACGGUUUGCAGGUAUUUCUGUGAUUCUAGUUCCACAUCUGCCAAAGUAAAUUUCAACUUUAGAGUCUUGAAAUUCAGGUACUAGUAAUAUUCUUGAAGAGAGUCCAGGUGUAUGAAAAUUUCUCUUCCUUUGAGGUUGAAGCAAUUUUCCUGGCCCUUGCACACCAGGUAGAUUUAUUAUGAAUCAGGCAAAUUUUUUUAAUUAUAGGAACUAAUCAUUUUAAUGUACUUAACAAAACAUGUUUAUCAGUUGAAUUCAAACUCUAUUAAAACUAUUUACAGAAAUGAUUUGAUAUUUUCAUUUAGGAUAUAUCUUUUUCUUGAAAUGAUAAUUGCUAAAAACUUCCAAAGAUUCUUUACUUCCAUGCAUUGUCUGUGUGACUCUUUUUUUUUUCUUUUUUUUACCUUACCACAGUUCUUUUGACAAUUGUUAAGUUUCUGGGUAUGUACCAGUUUUGCUGUCUAGUAUUUAAAAAUAUGUUAAAACCAUCAGUGACAACAGACACGUACAGUAUUCAGGGAAGACAGAAGCCUUUUCUACAUGUCAGCAUUUUAUUUUUCAAUUCUUGCAAGAAAAAUAAAGACAUCUAUUAACAUACC